Molecule: messenger RNA, 6109 nt
Organism: Octopus bimaculoides (California two-spot octopus)
Lineage: Eukaryota; Metazoa; Mollusca; Cephalopoda; Octopoda; Octopodidae
Product: divergent protein kinase domain 1C
Source: RefSeq, a predicted model, not a curated record
ACAUAAUUCACAUUGACUAAGGGGCAUGAUUCUCGACAUCAAAUAUAAAACCUGUACAUCAGUCAAGGAUGUUCUCAGCUUAUGUUUACCUGUCACGUAGCGAUACCUUAAAAAAGUCACUUCUCAUUUGUAUAACAAACUGAAAUGGAUUUACAUGUUCCUGUUGUGUUUAUAUAGGUUUGUAUUUGAAUAAGUAAAGUAAAAUGGCUGUAAUCCAAUUGAAAAAAGGACGUACUUUAGUUUUUGUUGCCUUUGUUUUAUCUGCAUUUGGCUGUUAUUUUGGUGUUAACAUCUACAUUGCAUGGAAGCGUAAUACCUGUUCUAAUGAAGUUGGUAAAGAAUUCCUUCGCGAACUGUGCGAUUUAUACCAAAAGAAAAUAAUUGGUGGCAACCUCUGUUCUUCUAUAUGUGUGACGAAAACGAUAAAAUUUGACCACUGCACAAACUACCGUGAAGGUAAAGUGGUCAUUAUAGCAAACACAGAAAAACAAAAGCACCCACUUAUUCUGAAGUCUUCCCAGCACAAAUAUGAAAAUUUCAACACAAUAUCAUUCAAAAUAGAUGGCCGCAUAGAGUAUCCAAACAUGGAUUUCUUUCGUAGAUUAAUUUAUGAAUCAGUUUACCUGAACCUUGGAAUAAACCUAACAAAAGGAAUAGAUGUAAUUGAGCAAGUGUGGUCAAUGAAUCCACUGACAUUUAUGCAAACUGUGAAAGGAUUCCCUGAGGCUUCACAUAUCUUAAUGGACAGUGUGUGGUCUCUGAUACAACAAGAAGAGUACUUAAUGUUGCGAAUGAGUCAGCAUUUACCUUACAUUCCUCGCCUCCAUGGUACAUGUGGUUAUAUGUAUGCUGUGGAGAGCGCUCCUCCCCCCCAGAUUUUUUACUCUUCUGUAGUUAAAGGUGGAUGGUCUGCUCGAGUGAAGCUUGCUCUUGCCAUUCUGGAUGUUGUUCGUGCUCUUGACUCUGAUUAUCAUGAACCUCUUCAUUUGUGCGAUGUAAAACCAGAGAACUUUGGAAUCAGUGAUGUUAACAACCAAGUAAAAUUAAUUGAUACUGACUGUAUAUUCAGGGACUCUACCAUCAAACAGAUAUUCCAUAACAAAUCCUGUAGAACAGAUGAAGACUGUACAUUUUUUGACUGUAAAGGAUGGUGUAGAAGAAAGGUAGAUAAAUGUGCAAAUGAACGCAUCAACACAAAUCUACAGGUUGUUUGUGAACACAUUUUCAUGGGCAAGUAUUUCUUUAUUGGACUUCUUAAGAAACCACCUAUGAGACUGAAAGAACAACUUAGCAACAUUCUUAGAAGAUGUGCCUUUCCUGUAACUUAUAAUAAUAACUCACUUGUGAAGUACUACAAAAGAAAAGUCUAUUGGGAACUCUAUCGUUUACUUCAGCGGAGUAUUGGAAUUGGUGUGCCAAUGCCAACAGAUCCUUAGUAAAUGAAGUCUUUAGCUAAACACUAAUUUCUGAAUAGCUUUAUGAAUUUACAUUUUAUUAUUAUUAUUAUUAUUAUUAUUAUUAUUAAGGUGGUAAGCUGGCAGUAUUGUUAGCAUGGCAAGCAAAAUGCUUAGUGGCAUUUUGUCUGUCCUUACAUUCUGAGUUCAAAUUCUGCCGAGGUUGACUUUGCCUUUCAACCUUUUGGGGGUCAAUAAAAUGAGCACCAGUUAAUCACUGGGGUUGAUGUAAUCAACUAGCCUCUUCCUCAAAAUUUCAGGCCUUGUGCCUAUAAUAGAAAGGAUUAUUAUUAUUAUUAUUAUUAUUAUUAUUAUUAUUAUUAUUAAUAUAGAAAGGAUUGAGGUAACUCCUCCUGAAGAUAUAGAGUCAAAAUUAAAAGAAGAGUGCCAUUUGUUAUCUGGUGAACGAUAUUUCGACAUCUCGUGUGUCUUCAACUGGUUCAAAAAAUAAAUUUGUCAAUCUACUUCAUUUUGGUUAAUAUAGAAAGGAUUGAGGUAAAAUAAUAAGGCAACAAGCUGGCAGAAUUGUUAGCACUGAGGGAAAAAUGCUUAGUGGCAUUUCAUCCAUCCUUAUAUUCUAAGUUCAAAUUCUGCUGAGGUCGACUUUGCCUUUCAUCCUUUUGGGGUUGAUAAAAUAAGUACCAGUUGACUACUGGGUUGAUGUAAUCGACUUACCCACUCCACAAACCUGCUGACCUUGUGCCAAAAUUUGAAACCGUUAUUAUUAUUAUUAUUAUUAUUAUUAAUAUUAUUAUUAUUAUUAUUAUUAUUAUUAUUAUUAUUAUUAUUAUUAUUAAGGCAGCAAACUGGCAGAACCAUUAGCAUGUUGGGCAAAAGGCUUCACAGCAUUUAGUCGAUCUCUAUGCUCUGAGUUCAAAUUUCACUAAGGUCGACUUCAUCUUUUUGGGGUCGAUAAAUUAAGUAUCAGUGAAACACUGGGGUCAAUGUAAUUGACUAGUCCUGUCCCUCAAAAUUUCAGGCCUUGUGCCUUUAUUAGAAAAGAUUAUUAUUAUUAUUAUUAUUAUUAUUAUUAUUAUUAUUAUUAUUAUUAUUAUUAUUAUAUUUUCUUUACAGUGUAACACAUAUUUUAUUCUAACUUUGGAAGUCUGCACAUGAGUAAUUAUUUAUAUGAUUGACUAACCGACUACCUUUCUUAUCACUAACCACUCUUUAAAUUAGUAGUGAUGUGCUGUAAGGUAAUGUCAAACAGAGUUAUGUACCUUAGUAAUCUAUUAAGUAUAUGUAAACAUACUUAGUCUUUGAAAAUAGUUUUGGGUUAAAGUCGUAAUGCUCAAGCUAAUAUGUACACAAUACCAGGAAGGGAAUAUCUUUCUAGACUCUUCUCAGGUCUAUCAUACACAAAUCUUAAUCUUUCUGACUAGACAUAUGCGUGGUGUAAUGCAUAAUGUGCCUUAGUAAUGUCUGGAUACGAGCCUAUAGUUAGUCUGUAGCCCAGCAGUUUAACUUUACAGUCAUUGUGUCUACUGGAUUUAUAAUUUGUAAUAUCCACGUAUUUUAAAUGUUUGUACAUAAAUCUGUCCAUAUUAGCACAUUUCCAUUAGUUCUUCCAAUCUACAUUAUACAUUUACAUGAAUUAAUGAAUCACUUCUCUAAUAUCAUCCACAAAACCUUGGGAGUUGUGGGAAUUGCCUAGGACUUGGCAGGCUGAGGUUAGUAUUGUUAUGUGGCUUCCACUAAAGGCCCAGUAUAUUUGGCUGCAAAUAAAGUUAAUAUUGUUAUGAAAGGGAGAAUAAAGUUCUCACUAGUGUGAUAAUAAGCUGCACAAUAUUAUAGUUUGGUAGGUAAUCAUGGGCAGCAAAUGGAAGAAUUAAUCUGAUAUAUAUAAUUUAAAAUGAUACUAUUUGAAAUACUAUGCUCUAGUUCUACAAAAGGAAAUGAAUAAUGGAUCCAUAAUUAAUUCUGAGAAAUGAUGUUCAUUGAUCACGUGACUGAUUAAAAAUAUGCUACACAUUCUCUUUAUUAACUUCUGGUAUGCUUUUAUUGUGAAGUGGACUAUAUAAACUGGUGAAUGAAUGCCUGAUGGUCAGUUGAAGUACUACAGUCAGUGUGAAAUCAGUUGCCGAAGAACUACAGUUGGUAUGAAUCUGGGUGACGAAGAGCUAUAUUACAUGAGACAUCCAGCUGUGUACUCUGGGCACACUGGCUUGCUGGACUGGUCUGUGGUUUCCCAGCUGCUGACUUGGCUGUUGGAGUCAUGUUAGUGUCGGGAGGCUGUGUGUGCAACAAUAUCGAUAAGUUUUUGUUAUAUAGUCCCCUGUGCCCAGUGAUUAUUGAAUAUUUCAGCUUUAUUACAAAGGUUCUUAAGGUAGUUGCCACUAUUGCUUACAAUCCUUCUUCUCUCUCUUUAUAUAUAUAUAUAUGUAUAUAGUUGUGUGUGAAGGCGUGUAGCCUGGUGGUUAGGAUCAUGGUCAUGAGACUGUGAGUUCAGUACCCAAACUGGCAGUGUGUUGUGUUCUUGAGCAAAACACUUCAUUUCAUAUUGCUCCAGUCCACUCAGCUGUAAAUGGGUAACCAUGUGACUGACUAGCAUUCCAUUCAGGGGGAAUGAUUGGCCUGUGGCCUAGCCAGUAAGGUGGAAUCAUUCAAAAAGCUAUAACAAUGCAAGAAAGCACAUUGUGACUAGCGGUGUUUAACAACAUCCAGUAGUCAGGUUGAUAGUUACACACACACACACACACACAUAUAUAUAUCUGUUAAUAUAAUAUGUGACAAUUAUUUGGUAGCCAUGAUAAAACUCUGAGUUUCGGAUGUCAGGGCGGAAACCCACGCCAGCAUCUCCAGUUAUCGGGCCAUCAAAAAAAAUGCUAUGGAAAUCAUAUUUACAUAAUAUCGAGGUCUCUUUUAUUCUUUUAUUGUCUUACCAUUUCUAUCAAUAUAUAUAUAUAUAUAUAUAUAUAUAUAUAUAUACAUAUAUAUAUAUAUAUAGAGAGAGAGAGAGAGAGAUAUGUAUAUUUGUGUGUGUACUCAUACACAAAUAUACACAUGUUCUUUGAGUUAUUUCUUUAUAUUUGAAAGGAUGGAAGAACAUUAUCUGAGUUUGAUCAAACAUGAUUGUAUUUAUAUCCAUAAUUAUUAUCAUUAAGGUGGCAAGCGGACAGAAUCAUUAGCACACUGGGCAGAAUGCUUAGUGACAGUUCAUCUAUCUUCAUAUUCUGAGUUCAAAUUCCACUGAGGUCAAUUUUACCUUUCAUCCUUCUGGAGUUAAUAAAACAAUUAUCAGUUGAGCACUGUGGUCGAUGUAAUUGACUUAUCCCUCCUCUAAAAUUGCUGGCCUUGUUCCAAAAUUUUGAACCAUUAUUAUUAUUACUAAAGCAGUGACUUGAUAGAAUCUUUAGCACAUUGGACAAAACACUGAGCAACUUUUCAUCCAUCUUUACAUCCUGUGUCCAAAUUCUGUUAAGGUCAACUUUGCCUUUAACCCUUUCGUUAUCGUACUUAUUUUGACAUGCUGUGUUUCUUUCAGUUAUUUUAAAUAUAACAAAGAAUUUAGUAAAAUAACUUAGUUAUCAUUAAGCUAGUGUUAGGAACAUAAAUUGUGACUAAGGUUUGGUGGAAGAUUUUAAUUCAAAACUUAUGAAAACAAGACAUUUGUACUAUAGAGCCAGAGCUGGUUUCAGCCAGGUUGGUAUUGAAAGGGUUAAUCCUUUUAGGGUUGAAUUGACUUACCCCUUCCUUCAAAAUUUUAGGCCUCAUGUCUGUAAUAGACAGGAUUGUUAUUACUAUUAAGGUAGCAAGCUGGCAGAAUUGUUAGCACACCUGACAAAAUGCUUAGUGGUAUUUCAUCUGUCAAAAUGGACUGAUAGAAUAAGUACCAGACUUUACAAAAAUUAGUACAGGGGUUGAUAACUUUGACUAAAAUACUUCUAGGCAGUGCCCCAGCAUGGCCACAGUUUAAUGAUUGAAACAAGUAAUAGAUAUUAGUCUUUAUAGCUGGAAAGUGAAGGUUACAGAUAACUUAAAAAUCAUACUUGGCCUGGAGUGGGUCUAAAGAAAUUCUUGAUCACAAUAAUCCAGUUCCUAAUCACAUGCUUCCAUUACCUUGUAUUGUAAUACAAACUAUUCUUUAUGGCAAAACUAAGUAUAUUUACAUAUACAUCGAAAGCUCUGUUGUAUAAAGUUUAAUUGAUUGAACUUUUGAGUAUAACCAAUGGUUAUCAUUUCAGGAGAAAUGUAGGAUUCAAUGAUCUGAAACACAUUUUAUCAUAUCAUAUAUGGUUUCUUUUGAAAUUUCUAAUACAUUUGAAUUUCUAAUAAAUUAUGCAUUUAUAUUUGUACGUUUGCGCAUAUAUGUGUGUGUGUAAAAGAUUUCUUUUUAAAAUUAUCUAUAAAACACUUUAAAACCCCCGGAUUGAUUUAAUUCUAAUGGUAAAUAUGAAGAAGAGUUUUAUGUAAGUAUUUUUGAUUGAUUGGUUCCUCAGAUAUUUGUCCGAAGAGCUAACCUCAUUUGAAAGUGCUUACACAAAAGUGUUCUACGUAUCAUGUUUUUGAGAUUGAUUUUAGAUAGUUUUAAAUUUUCAUGUAAUUUUCAAAUAUUGUACAUGUAUCAAGAUCUCAUAUAUUAUGUAUAUUAUAUACAUAUGUGUGUAUGUAUAUGUGUGUGCGUGUAUAUAUAUAUAUAUAUAUAUAUAUAUAUA